Messenger RNA from Vanderwaltozyma polyspora DSM 70294, 3153 nucleotides. RefSeq lists its product as uncharacterized. The record is from RefSeq and is a predicted model, not a curated record. Gene Ontology annotation, biological process: coenzyme A metabolic process; ergosterol biosynthetic process; isoprenoid biosynthetic process. Gene Ontology annotation, cellular component: endoplasmic reticulum membrane; peroxisomal membrane. Bases 1 to 3153 code for a protein of 1050 amino acids. Gene Ontology annotation, molecular function: hydroxymethylglutaryl-CoA reductase (NADPH) activity; protein binding. The transcript has a single exon. Lineage: Eukaryota; Fungi; Ascomycota; Saccharomycetes; Saccharomycetales; Saccharomycetaceae.
AUGGUUCUACUAUUUCCUCAAUUGAAAAAAGCCGCUGUGCCUUUAGCUCAUGUCUCGAGAUUAUCGGCAAGACACCCUAUUCAUGUGAUAUUAAUCACGUUGUUGAUCUCCGCCGCUGCCUAUUUGUCAGUUAUUCAAUAUUAUUUCGAAGUAUGGUCAUUAAAUUCAAAAGGAUUAAUAGCAAACACAUUUCUAAAUUCUGAUGAAAUUUUUAAAGAAUGUACUCACUACUACAAAAAUCAACUAGAAGAUUCUUGGAUUUUAUUAUCCAGUUAUGAAGCAAAAAAUUUGAAUAAUGUACACUCCCAUUAUUAUUUGUUCAAUUUAACCUUUGAUGGCGGCAAUUCAACUUCUUUGUUCCCGUUAAUUGGCAAUACUGUUUUCGAAAAUAACAAUAGCAAAUAUAUUUUACAACAAAAUACAGAAAUAAAAUCCGAAUAUUUAUCCAAUGAUAACACACAAUGGAGAUUGGUCAAUGAUAGAAAAUAUACUUUUAAAGUUCAAAAUAUAUUGGUCUCAGUUUAUGAAAAUAUCUUAGAAAUGAUCUAUAAUUUUGAAACAUUUGAUUUAUGGAUAAUCGUCACCUCUUAUUUGAUGGUCUUUUACACAUUAUUAAACUUAUACCAAGAAAUGAACAAAAUUGGCUCAAAGAUCUGGUUAAGCUUAUCAGCAAUUGUCAGUUCUAGCUGUGCAAUCAUUUUAGCGCUGUAUACAAUUCCUUAUAUUGUCGAUAAACCAAUUGCUGCUUCAAAUUUCUUUGAGGGUUUACCAUUUAUUCUAGUAGCUAUUGGCUUCAAACAUAAGAUUAAAUUAACAGAAUAUAUUUUAGUAAUGUUUGACAAACUAGGAAUAUCAGACAAAGAAACUACUGAUAAAAUCAUAUUUGAUGCAAUGAUGGAAGAAGGAGGUCACUUAGUACAAGAUUAUUUAUUCUGUAUUGUGGGCUUCAUGGCAUGCGGAAUCUAUGCCAGACAUUUGGAAGUGUUGACAAACUUUUGUAUGCUAACAGCAUUGAUCUUAGUUUAUGGAUUGGUUUUGACUACCACUUUCUACUCUGCAAUCCUUUCCUUAAAAUUAGAGAUCAACACCAUCCAUAAGUCUACUAUUAUAAAACAAAAUUUAGAAGAAGAAGGUGUUUCAGCGACAACCGCAAGUAUUAUUUGUGCUUCCGAAAGUAAUCAGAAUACUUUUUUCCUUAACUCUGAUUUUGCAAUCAAAUUAGCAAAAUUUUCUAUUGUAGGUUUAAUCAUCUCAUUAAAUGUCUAUAAUUUUGGUGACAGAUGGAAGAAUGGCAAUUUACAAAAGCCUUUUUCCAAUGAUAAGAAAAAACCAAUUCUUCCAGAUUUCCUUGUUUCAAGUGGAGUUUUUGAUGAAAAUAAUUAUGUACUUAUUUCUAUUGCCCCAACGCAAUAUUACCAACCUAUGAAACCAUAUCAUCAAGUAGAAGAUGUUAUAUUUAAAUUUCUCAAACAUUUAAGUUUUGCAAUCAGAGAUAGAUUUGUGAGCAAAAUGAUACUAAUCGCAUUUGUCAUAAGUAUGUCAAUUAAUGUAUAUUUAUUGAAUGCUGCAAGAAUUCAUUCUGAUUAUACCGCAGUUCAGUUAAAAAAGAGAAAGGCAAGACAAAAAAUCGAAUCAUCACCAAAGAGUGGUCCAUCUAUAUCUAGUCGCCUAAUAGAGCAAAGAACUGCAAGCUAUUCUCCCCUUUCAAGCGCAGAAACAGUUGCUACUGACUCCCCACUAUCUACCGAGGAAGAUUAUAGUACAGAUGAUGUCGAUAGUGACACAAAUAUACUGUCAUCAAGACCUUUAGAAGAGUUAGAAACAAUAUUGAAAGAAGGUAAUGUUCAAAGUUUGAAAAAUAGAGAAGUUGUGACACUGGUGGUCAACAAUAAAUUACCUUUAUAUUCAUUGGAAAAGCAACUAAAAGAUAAUACUCGCGCAGUUCUUGUACGUCGUAAGGCUCUCUCCGUUUUAGCUGACGCACCAGUAUUGGCUACAAAUCGACUACCUUACAAAUUUUAUGAUUAUGAUAGAGUUUUUGGAGCAUGUUGUGAGAAUGUUAUUGGUUACAUGCCUUUACCAGUUGGUAUAAUCGGUCCGCUUAUAAUUGAUGGUGUCUCUUAUCACAUACCAAUGGCCACAACCGAAGGAUGUUUAGUUGCAUCAGCAAUGCGCGGUUGUAAAGCAAUAAAUGCAGGAGGUGGUGUAUCUACAGUUAUAACUAAAGAUGGUAUGACAAGAGGGCCUUGUGUACGUUUCCCAACUUUACAAAGAGCUGGCUCUUGUAAGAUUUGGUUAGACUCAGAGGAAGGUCAAAACAAAAUCAAGAAAGCGUUCAAUUCUACAUCUAGAUUUGCAAGAUUACAACAUAUUCAAACUGCCUUGGCUGGUGAUUUGUUAUUUAUUCGUUUCAGAACAACUACUGGUGACGCGAUGGGUAUGAACAUGAUAUCAAAAGGUGUUGAAUUUUCUUUACAUCAAAUGACCAAUGAAUAUGGAUGGGGCGAUAUGGAAAUUGUUUCAGUUUCUGGUAACUACUGUACAGAUAAAAAGCCAGCGGCAAUUAACUGGAUUGAAGGUCGUGGUAAAAGUGUUGUUGCAGAGGCUACAAUUCCUGGUGAUGUUGUAAAUAAAGUUCUAAAAAGUGAUGUGAAUGCUCUUGUUGAAUUAAAUAUCGCAAAGAACUUAAUUGGAUCUGCCAUGGCUGGUUCUGUUGGUGGAUUUAAUGCGCAUGCGGCAAAUCUGGUAACAGCUGUCUAUUUAGCAUUAGGACAAGAUCCCGCUCAAAAUGUUGAAAGUUCUAACUGUAUAACAUUGAUGAAAGCAAUAAAUGGUGAUCUUAGAAUUUCAGUAUCGAUGCCUUCCAUCGAAGUGGGUACAAUUGGUGGAGGUACAGUGUUAGGACCACAAUCUGCAAUGUUAGAUUUAUUAGGUGUUCGUGGACCACACUCUACCGAGCCAGGAACAAAUGCAAGACAGCUUGCCAAGAUAGUUGCUAGUACUGUGUUAGCUGGUGAGUUAUCAUUAUGUGCUGCCCUUGCUGCUGGUCAUUUAGUUCAGAGUCAUAUGGUUCAUAAUCGCGCCAAUAAAUCAGAUAAUUCGCAGAAUGGUACAAAUAAUUCUAAUGGCAUCACAUCAUGCAUUAAAUCGUGA